UGGGGGAGCGGGAGGCGGGCGAGACUCUUCAGGCACUCGAAGCUAUUGCCGGGCUGGAAUAACACCGCUACCUUUCUAUCCGUCAGGACAUCAACUUCACCAUGGGGAAGCUGCUUGGACUCUGCACCGUGGUGCUGGCUUGUAUCACCAUUGGAUCUGCUCUUCAAUGCCUGCAGUGUAAAUUCACAGUUUUCAAUAUACCCUGCCAUACCUCAACUGUCACCUGUAACCCCGGAGAAGUUUGUGCUAUCAUCCAGGGAAGUGCUGUUAGUCAGAAGCUCAUCAAGAAGAAGAACUGCGUCCAGAGGGAAAAAUGUGACAAGAACAAUACUGAGAGCUACUUAGGCAUCAAAUACACCACCACCUACGAUUGUUGCGAUACCGACUUCUGCAAUUCAGGGGCCACCUUGCCCUCCGCUCACAUCUCUCUGCCUGUGCUUCUGGCCAUCGGAGGCACCUGGCUCCUCCGCUUCCUCUAAUCCUCUUUCCAGGAAGGAGAGAAAACACCAACUCUAGAAGAUGCCAAAGAUUAAGUCUGCGACCCUUCUCCUUUUUUUACCUGAAAGUAACGUCCAUGGAACUCCGGUGACAUAGACGAUUGUACUUUUAUCCUCUCAAGCACUGUAUUAAAUAGACACUCUCGCCUUUCCUUUUUAUUCAGAAACGCAUCUGUGGCUUAAUGGAGGCAUAUCCUCCAUUUUAGAGCAUAUGAAUGAAGCUUUAGGAAUUGAAGCUGCCUUAAUCUUCCUCCUCCUCUCCUCUUUUUUUUCAUUAUCUUCUACCUUUUCCAUUCCUUUUCCACUUAUUUUCAUCCUCUGCAAGCUUCUUUUUAAAACAGGGCUGGAAAAUUAGAGUCAGACCAGCUACAAGUCCAAUAGUCCCAUCUAGAUCACGGUUAAGAAAUACUGAUACCCAUCUCCCUUAGUCCCCCACCUUUUAAGCUUCUUCACCCCUUUGAGAUUUUACAUUUCCUCCUCUUGUACUAAAAGCUUCUGCCUAACCUGCUUUGUAUAUAUUUUUGUUCUGCUUUCUCAGCUCACAAGCUCAGUGUUGUGUUUUCUCUCCAAGGGUCUCAUUUCAAAUAAUUUUUCCCCCCAAACUAUGAUCACCAGUUGUGCCUUUUUCCUCGGCAUGGUGGGGGCUUUCUCUUUCUGCCAACGUUUCUCCUGAUGACAGUGUCGUGUCUAUGAGGGAGAUAAGGCAAUGGAAAGAGGAGUCCCCUUAAUGCAAUUCCUUACCCCCACCUUCCAUCCCAUUCCCUUAAAGAAAUAUGAUCUGUGGCCUCCCUGGGCAAAUAUUUGGUGACUCAGUAACUGGCAACAACGAGAGAAAGGGAGGUCUUCUGAGGCAAGCAACCCACUGGAUGGCUGGUGAAAAUAUGCCAAGGGCUGCUAUUUUGGGCUGACCCUGAGCCAAUUAUGUUUUAAAGGCCACAUACAUAACAUUCUGCAGAGGAGGGGUUGUGUUGUUCUGCUCCUACACACACACUCCUUCAGGAAGGAGAGAUGGAUUUAACCCUAUAUAUGCUGACAUUUCUGCCUUUGUCCCCAAAAUCUGCAGACAGUUUUCUUGCAUACGCCUACAAUAUCACCCACAUUAGGUUGCCUGAAUUCAGCAGGUCCUUUCAAGCACUUUUGCUGUGUGUGUAUGUGUGUGUGUGUGUGUGUGUGAGAGAGAGAGAGAGAGGUGAUAUGUGAUAUGUGAUAUAUAUAAUACUGGUAGUCCUCAACUUACAACCAGUGGUGGGAUUCAACCUUUUUUUAUUACCAAUUCUAUGAGAAAGCAUGCUCCGCGCAGCAAUCAAAAACCACCAAUUCUGAGCUUCAAACAGCUGAGGUGUGGCAAUCGGCUCAGCCGUGCGAAUCAGCUGAGCUCAAACCCAAGGAAAUAAAGGACAUGAAAGGGCAGGGGCAGGUGGGCAGGGCCAAUUGCUCAACAGCGCUACCGAUUCAUGAGAACCGGUGCGAACCGGCAGCAUCCCACCACUGUUUACAAUGGUUCAUUUAGUGACCGCCCAAAGUUAAAAUAGACCUGAAAAAAGGGACUCAUGACUCGUUUUUCACCCUUGUGACUGUUGCAGCAUCCCCAUGGUCACAUGAUUCAAAUUUAGACAACUGAACUCACAUUUAUAAUGGUUACAAUGUCCCGGAGUCAAUUCAUCCUCUUUGGUGACCUUCUGACAAGCAGAGACAACAGGGAAAUCAGAUUCACUUGAACAACCUUGAUAAUAACUUAACUACAGUGAUUCUCUUAACGGUGGUAAGAGAGGUCAUAAAACGGGCAAAACUCAACAACUGUCUCGCUUAGCAACAGAAAUUUUGGGCUCGAGUGUGGUCGUAAGUCAAGGACUACUGUAUUUGUAACCCGUCUGCUUUGCCUUCACCCAGUUCUUUGUUUUUCCAAUGUUGAAAAUUAUUCCUAUUUCCAUAUCAGUUUGCCAAUUUGUUUUAGGGUCAACAUUUGUAUAUCUUUGCUCUGAAUAUAUGGAUACGCACCCACACUUUCUCCAGUACAGUAUAAUUUUUUUAAAAAAAUACACAUAAGUAACAAGAUGUUUUUUUUAUAUAUAAUGUAAUACAUCUUUUCAUAUACAUUCCCCACGUGUAUACAUCCUUGGGUGGGGUGUGUGUUGUUUUUUGCUCUUUGGAGUUGUGAAAACAACCACUGAAUUUUAAUCACCGGCAUACAUAAUAGCUCCAUUUUCAGUUUUGGAAGUUCAGGUUCAUUCCAUUUGCUUCAGAACGCAAGCUGAACAGAUUUCUUCUCAUACUAGCUUGUACUAAAUAAAUGACAAACUGAAUAAAUCUCUGAACUAGUAGCAGUUUUCUUCCUGCUUUUAGUUUCUUAAAAAGACAACUUAAUGAAUCAGUCUAAGGAUUGCACAAACCGUGUUGAGAUAGUUUUCUAAUUUUGACAGAGUGCUCAGAAGUGGGACUGGGAAAAUGCUUUCUGAUCUUUUUCACAAGCAUGCAAUCUCAUCAAAGAAUUUCGGGAAGUUGUAGGUGGUCCUUGGAUCCAAGAUCACUAAAUGUUUGGGGGAGUUUUUCUUUGUUUUCCAAACACUUGUUCAGCUGUCACAAAAGCCUCUUGUUCAUUUUCCUCAUCUGAGAGAAUAGAUCAAAUUAUAAAGUAACGGAUAUGUUGAUCUAUGAUGGUGAUGAUUUUAUUUGAUGUAAUAUUGAGGGGAUAUUCCAAAAAAGGGGGCUUGAAAAACAGAGGGCAAUAUAGGGUAAACUGUACAGAUGAGGUAGGAGCAAGGAUAGUUGGAAGAAUGUAAAAGGUCUAAGGAAUGGUGUUUGUGUAAAUUAAAUUCAUUUCAUUUUCGUUUUGACCUUUCUUUUGCUUACUACUUUUUACUUUUCUGCACUUUAUGUAAUAUGGCUUACCCUGAAAGGGAACAGAGAGAUUGAUGUGCAUAUAUUUACUUUUAAAAAUUGCUUUUAAGUUUGUUUGAUAUUACUUUCAAAAUGUGCUUUCAAACAAUGAUAGAACUUCCAUAACAAAAUCUAAACAAUCAUUCUGACUAUUUUAUUAAGUUGAAAGGGAAGAAUUUAUCUGGAAAACCUAAGUGCAAGAUAGUUCUAAAGAAGAUCUAUUGGCUAUAGGUUUAUUCCCUCUUAUCUAGAAGCAAGUUCCAUUGAACUUAAUAACUUCUAUGUAUACCUGUAUUCUGUAAAAAUAAACAUGAGUGUUCCACAUA
Molecule: messenger RNA, 3700 nt
Organism: Pseudonaja textilis
Lineage: Eukaryota; Metazoa; Chordata; Lepidosauria; Squamata; Elapidae
Product: sperm acrosome membrane-associated protein 4-like
Biological process (GO): sperm-egg recognition
Cellular component (GO): membrane
Source: RefSeq, a predicted model, not a curated record